GUAUACCAGCUUGACAAGGUUCUUUGAUAGAUCACUUACAGGUUUUAAGAGGGUGUACAAACCAAGUAAGUUAGACUAACUUUGUUUUUUUGUUUCAGACGGACCUCUGGACACUUUGUGGCCAACUCACCAGUCAGAUCUGCACUUUGGAGACAUCCGUUCAUCGCAGGAGAUGGAGGCGAAUGAAGCCCAUGUGAGAAGCAGAGUUAAGAAGAGGAGAGCUCUGGUGCCCAAAAGGUUCCAGGAGGAGGCUGACAGCUUGGCAAGGACCAUCGCUAGACCCAAGAGGAAGGUAAAUUUUCCUCCACAGGGAAAGAGUCCACCGAGGAAAUCCGGGCUCAGUGGAUGCGGCAGAGACGACGGCACAGACAACGAAGAGGCGGAAGCAUCGCAACACCUGGGAACAGAGCGUGAUGACGUCACUUCCUAUGCAUCAGACGCCGUGGAGAGAGCUGAAUCGGCGGCAGGAGUAAGGAAGAGCAGGAUCGGAGGCUCACAGAAGGGUGAUCCACAUGCUGAGAGUCCGAAUUUGGAGGCACAGCAAGGGGAAAGGUUUGGAGAUUCACAGGGGAGGAGGGUGGGGGGUCCGGAUCGGGUUCCCACUGCCACCAAUGUACACCAGGAAGGGGUACGGAGGGAAAAGACAAGGGGAGCCCACCACAACCAGGGAGGUCCAGGUAAGGGGGCAGCUGUACGGCCAACACCAGCGACUACCAGGGCCACAGCGAAGAGGAAUUUUCAGAUGAAGGGGAAUGGGGGAUGGAAGCUACACCCACCCCCAAGAAGCACAGGCACAGGCGAACCGGCCCCAUGCAGGCCACAGCAACAAGGGGAGGGGGGAGUUUCAGAUUUAGAGGCAACAACAGGCCAGUAUUUGAACAAAGGAACCCACAGAUGGCACACAGGUACAGAGGCAAUGGUACAAUCAGAGGAGACCUGGAUGGGCACCGAAGCAAGAACCGCCUUAUUGGGAUGGUAAUCGGCCGCCAAGCUUCCUUUUUAAAAAUAGGGAGGAAGAGGAAAGCUGGAUGCAGUGGAGGAAGAAAGAACACAGAGACAGGAGGAGGAGGCGGGAACCUCAACAUGGCAGGCGGAGAAAGAAGCCUCCUCAUCAAGUGCAAGGAUAAAAACAAAACAGAAAGAGGAUACAAGCACAAUGGGUUCAAGCAACUCAGCCACUGCAAAGUAGAUAGAGCUGAAAGAAGGUGCUCCAGGGUCCUCGUGACCGAUCGCCGAUACAGAGUCAGGAAGGAAUUUUCCCCUGAGGUUGCUAAUUGGCUACAGGCACCAAGGGGUUUUGCCUUCCUCUGGGGCAUCAUUAUAUGUGGCGGUCGCAUGUUAGCUGCGACUCCAAGGUGUUAUCGCCAGUGCGGCUCCAGGAGAAAAGAUGGUUACAGUGCAGGCCUACCCUGUGGAGAGUCACUAGUGUGGAGCAGACUUUGACUGCACAGUCUUGUCUGAGUCAUGCAAGAGGCUGGGGUUAGCGCCAGUUAUACACACGGUUGGGCCCAGGAGGAUGGGCUACUGAUUGGUCACAAGAGGGCGCUUUUCCCCAUGAUCCCUGCUCCCUUGGUUUUACAUUACGGUGGGGGCACAAUGCCCAAGUUGACGUUAGGAGCCGCAGCUGGGGGUCAGGGUGUACAUAGUCCCUUUUAUCAAAAUUGUUAAAUAAAGAAAGUGACCUCCACAUAUUUUGCCACCACUCAAGUCUCUGUGUCAUUAUUGAGGGUGAUGUGAAAUGCUGGGGGAUAGGGGGGUCCUUGUCUUAUGUGGUGCUCUCACCCAAACCCAACACACACACACACUUGCUAGCUUAUAUCAGCCAAUGAAUGGCCAGAGCUGUUCUCACACACUUAUUCCUGUCACAGUUGGAGCUUAAAUAUUUUCCGGUCAGUAGAGUAAGUGGUGAGUUUCACACUGAGCUCCUUUUAUUGAUACUGAGGUAAAAGAUGUAAAAGGGCGGCAUGUAAGGAUAUGUAUAUACCAGUUUGACAAGGUUCUUCGAUAGUUCACUUAUUAUUAUCUGUAGGUUUAGUGUUUUAUAUAAUUUAUAGUAAAUAAAUAGUUAUAUAUAAAUAGUUAUACAAAUAUAAUAGUUAUACAUAGUUAUACCACUCUCAACAACACUUAUACAACUCUCAACACACUUAUUCCUGUCACAGUUGGAGCUUAAAUAUUUUCCGGUCAGUAGAGUAAGUGGUGAGUAUCACACUGAGCUCCUUCUUAUUGAUACUGAGGUAAAAGAUAUAAAAGGGCGGCAUGUAGGGAUAUGUAUAUACCAGUUUGACAAGGUUCUUCAAUAGUUCACUUAUUAUUAUCUGUAGGUUUAGUGUUUUGUAUAAUUUAUAGUAAAUAAAUAGUUAUAUAUAAAUAGUUAUACAAAUAUAAUAGUUAUACAUAGUUAUACAACUCUCAACAACACUUAUACAACUCUCAACACACUAAUUCCUGUCACGGUUGGAGCUUAAAUAUUUUCCUGUCAGCAGAGAAAGCAGUUGAGUUUCAGACUGAGCUCCUUUUUAACUUUGUUUUUUUGUUUCCCACCCUGUAGGUAGAUAGAUCUGAAAGAAGGUGCUCCAGGGUCCUCGUGACCGAUCGCCGAUACAGAGUCAGGAAGGAAUUUUCCCCUGCAGUUGCUAAUUGGCUACAGGCACCAAGGGGUUUUGCCUUCCUCUGGGGCAUCAUUAUAUGUGGCGGUCAGCGGUACUACCCCAUGUCAGCUGCGACUCCAAGGUGUUAUCGCCAGUGCGGCUCCAGGAGAAAAGACGGUUACAGUGCAGGCCUACCCUUUGGAGAGUCACUAGUGUGGAGCAGACUUUGACUGCACAGUCUUGUCUGAGUCAUGCAAGAGGCUGGGGUUAGCGCCAGUUAUGCACACGGUUGGGACCAGGAGGAUGGGCUACUGAUUGGUCACAAGAGGGCGCUUUUCCCCAUGAUCCCUGCUCCCUUGGUUUUACAUUACGGUGGGGGCACAAUGCCCAAGUUGACGUUAGGAGCCGCAGCUGGGGGUCAGGGUGUACAUAGUCCCUUUUAUCAAAAUUGUUAAAUAAAGAAAGUGACCUCCACAUAUUUUGCCACCACUCAAGUCUCUGUGUCAUUAUUGAGGGUGAUGUAUAAUGCCGGGGGAUAGGGGGGUCCUUGUCCUAUGUGGUGCUCUCACCCAAACCCAACACACACACACACACUUGCUAUCUUACAUCAGCCAAUGAAUGGCCAGAGCUGUUCUCACACACUUAUUCCUGUCACAGUUGGAGCUUAAAUAUUUUCCGGUCAGUAGAGUAAGUGGUGAGUUUCACACUGAGCUCCUUUUAUUGAUACUGAGGUAAAAGAUGUAAAAGGGCGGCAUGUAAGGAUAUGUAUAUACCAGUUUGACAAGGUUCUUCGAUAGAUCACUUAUUAUUAUCUGUAGGUUUAGUGUUUUAUAUAAUUUAUAGUAAAUAAAUAGUUAUAUAUAAAUAGUUAUACAAAUAUAAUAGUUAUACAUAGUUAUACCACUCUCAACAACACUUAUACAACUCUCAACACACUUAUUCCUGUCACAGUUGGAGCUUAAAUAUUUUCCGGUCAGUAGAGUAAGUGGUGAGUAUCACACUGAGCUCCUUCUUAUUGAUAUUCUGAGGUAAAAGAUGUGAAAGGGAGGCAUGUAGGGAUAUGUAUAUACCAGUUUGACAAGGUUCUUCAAUAGUUCACUUAUUAUUAUCUGUAGGUUUAGUGUUUUGUAUAAUUUAUAGUAAAUAAAUAGUUAUAUAUAAAUAGUUAUACAAAUAUAAUAGUUAUACAUAGUUAUACCACUCUCAACAACACUUAUACAACUCUCAACACACUUAUUCCUGUCACAGUUGGAGCUUAAAUAUUUUCCGGUCAGUAGAGUAAGUGGUGAGUAUCACACUGAGCUCCUUCUUAUUGAUAUUCUGAGGUAAAAGAUGUGAAAGGGAGGCAUGUAGGGAUAUGUAUAUACCAGUUUGACAAGGUUCUUCAAUAGUUCACUUAUUAUUAUCUGUAGGUUUAGUGUUUUGUAUAAUUUAUAGUAAAUAAAUAGUUAUAUAUAAAUAGUUAUACAAAUAUAAUAGUUAUACAUAGUUAUACCACUCUCAACAACACUUAUACAACUCUCAACACACUUAUUCCUGUCACAGUUGGAGCUUAAAUAUUUUCCGGUCAGUAGAGUAAGUGGUGAGUUUCACACUGAGCUCCUUUUAUUGAUACUGAGGUAAAAGAUGUAAAAGGGCGGCAUGUAAGGAUAUGUAUAUACCAGUUUGACAAGGUUCUUCAAUAGUUCACUUAUUAUUAUCUGUAGGUUUAGUGUUUUGUAUAAUUUAUAGUAAAUAAAUAGUUAUAUAUAAAUAGUUAUACAAAU
This is a messenger RNA of Xenopus laevis (African clawed frog), 4357 nucleotides long. RefSeq lists its product as uncharacterized. The record is from RefSeq and is a predicted model, not a curated record. Lineage: Eukaryota; Metazoa; Chordata; Amphibia; Anura; Pipidae. The transcript is spliced from 2 exons. The coding region runs from base 173 to 979 and encodes 268 amino acids.